AAUUUUUGAUAUUGGAAACAUGUGCUAUAUGAGAUCAGAUUUACUGAUGUUGUUGAGAGAGGUUUUUGUAUCUUGUGCUUUACAACUGCUAUUAUUUUGAUUCUCUUUUCUCUAGUGGCUGAUCUACUGCAGCAGUCUAUUGGCAGGGCUUCUUUUGCCUAUUUCAGUUCAAAAUGUUUCUACAUGCUUCUUUGGUCUCUAGCAAUUUGGAGGAUGGGUCUGUCUUUUAUAGGCAUUUCUGGUGUUGCAGUAUUCCAUGAUAUCAUCAGUUCGUUUGGAUGGGAAGUGGUAGUUUUGAAGCUUGUAGAUCUCUCUCUCUCUAGGGGGAUGCAACUUUGGUUCUUGAUAAAAAUGAAGUUCUGCAAUCUAUAAACUCUGCACCGUGGGCAACUACCAAACAAUGUACUCUACUAAAUGCUUAGGGCUCGUUUGGUUCGCCGGAAGCUGUCAUGUCUCAACAGAUUGAGGCUUAAAGCUAAGCAAAAUGAAGUUUGAGCAGGGUAUAGAAACUCAGCAAAAAGUACUCCGAGAAGUUACAAGUCAGCAUUGCAUCCCACUUUACAUUUGAUGACAGCCAGGAUUAGAGCUGGGAGCAAUGAUGCCAUUCUUCAGCAAAAAGUCGCUUAGGCCAUAGAAGAAUAGGAAGUGUCGCGGCCGGAAAGAAUUCCCUCCAACGUAAGAAAACGAUACAAUACCGAACAAACGUCCAAAGAAUAUUAUCCAAGCAUCAAUGUUCCGGCUCCUUGCCUUGAAUAUAAAGGCUCCUGCUCCCUCGGAGCCCCACAAACACCUCAUGCCUCCAUGGUCCGGCAAGAAAAGAACAAAGUCGAGCUGGCAACUCCCAAUAUAUACUACCCAUUACCAGCAUUUAAUCAUCAAUGGCGGGUCAGGGUGUAAAGCCUAUAGCUUCUCUUCUUCUCGGCCUCAACUUCUGUAUGUAUGCCAUAGUGGCGGCCAUUUCAGGUUGGGCCCUCAAUGUUGCCAUCGAUCGAGGCUUCAUUAUAGGGCCAGGACUUGUACUUCCGGCUCACUUCUCGCCGGUAUUCUUUCCGAUCGGGAACGCCGCCACUGGUUUUCUCGUGAUAUUUGCACUGAUAGCUGGAGUUGUUGGUGCUGCUGCGGCCAUUGCCGGAGUUCACCACAUCCGCACCUGGAACUACGAUAGCUUGCCGUCGGCUGCAUCUUCUGGUAUUGUAGCGUGGGCUCUCACUCUCCUUGCAAUGGGUUUGGCCUGCAAAGAGAUUGAAUUGAAGGGAAGAAAUGCGUGCCUGAGAACAGUAGAGGCAUUCUUGAUCAUUCUUUCAGCAACACAGCUCGUAUACAUUCUUGCCAUACAUGGAGUAAGGAGGAUUUGAAUGAAGGAUGAAACUGUUUGAGCUUGGAUUGAAGUGUUAUUCGAUUGUUAUUUUUUUUAUUGAUUUCUCCAGCACCUCAUUUAUGUAUUCCAUUUGAGAUUGAGGGUUAUAAAGUUCGAUUUGUGUGGUGUGGUUGAACAAGAAUAUUCAAGGCUUGGGCUUGACGUAGUUGGAGUGUUUUUAGUAAAGAUGUUCCUAGUUAUUGUGUAAAAUAUGCAACUUUAUUUUUAUUGUUGGACUGUUCCAGUAUUGACUUGAAUGCAUUGAGCUAAUUUUUAUGU
This is a messenger RNA of Phoenix dactylifera (date palm), 1636 nucleotides long. The record is from RefSeq and is a predicted model, not a curated record. NCBI's taxonomy places the organism in Eukaryota, Viridiplantae, Streptophyta, Magnoliopsida, Arecales, Arecaceae.